UGUGAGGGGCAAUACAAAAGAGAGAAGAAGUGAGUUAUAAAUAGUUGAGAAAGAAUAAAAGGGAGGAGUUUUAAAAUAAGGAAGAACUUGGUUAAAGGCAGGACAAAGGUUGAUGUACAUUGUUUUCCCGUCAUGAGAAAAAGGAGAAGUGGCAAUAAAACAGGUCAUUAUCUGUCAGCAGAGAGGGAACAGAGGCUGAGAGAAGUGUCAGAAACCAAGAGUUCAUAGACUAAAUACUUACUAAAGCUGUCAUGCCAACAGGCUUGACUAGUUAUUUUGAUAAAAGAUUUUUGAAUGCAGUGGUUAAAUAGGAAAAGCUAGUGUGACAAUAGUGCCGUUUACUCUGACCACACACCGGGUUCAUCAUGGAACGAGUUUUGACUUUAGUAUUGCUGGGUGCGCUUUCUGCUUUGGGACAAACAGUUCCCCCUAAUGUGGACAAAGUUUCAAUAUCGGCUCGAACAGAGACUGUAUUAACAUUACAAUGGAAUAUAGCUGGGGGCAACAGAGAUUACAGUUAUACACUGGCUAGAGAGGGUGUCUCAGAUGAACGGAUCAAUGUAACAGAACAGGAUAAUACAGUAACUCAUGAAGUCUCAUCUCUGUCUCCUGGAACUAAAUACUCCUUUACACUCUACACUGUGUUUGGGGAGGAUCGGAGCACUGGACUUAAUUUCUUUGCUAUAACUGUUCCAUCUAAUGUUGAGAGUGUUACGGUCAUCAAUCGCAGAGAGUUUGAGAUGACAUUAGAAUGGAUAAAAGUUAACAACAGGAACGAUUACGAUUAUGAGCUGAAAUACAAUGAUACAAUUGAGAGUGUACCUACACCAAGUGGCUCUUCAGUGGUAUAUAGGGUCACGCCUCUGUCUUCAGGGUCUGAAUUCUUAUUUACACUCUACACUGUGUUUGAAGGAGUGAAGAGCAGUGGAUACAACUUCUCCAAUAUAACCGUUCCAUCUAAUGUUGGGAGUGUUUUGGUCAUCGAUCGGAAUGAGACUGAGAUGACAUUGCAAUGGGAAAGAGUCAACAACAGGAACGAAUACGCUUAUGAGCUGGUAUACGGGGAUAAAAUAGAGACUAUAGCUACACAACCUGAUUCUUUAGUGGUAUAUAGGGCUGAGUCUUUGUCUUCAGGGACUGAAUACUCCUUUACACUCUCCACUGUGUUUAAAGAUUUGAAGAGCAGUGGAUACAAAUUUGCCAGAGUAACCGUGCCAUCUAAUGUUGAAAAGGUGGAUUUGGCUGAGCAAAAUGACACUGACGUGAUCUUAAAAUGGGACAAAAAAACAUACAACUAUACUCUUAAAUGCAGCAAAAAUCCAUGUGAAAACAUUAUUAUCACUGCAGAAGGGAAUACGACUAUGUGUCAUAUAUCAGGUUUGACUCCUGCAACAAACUACAUCUUCACUGUGUACACAGAGUUUUUUGAUGUGAGAAGUACUGGAUUCAACUACAAUCACACCACAACUCUAUCUGAUGUAACUGAAGUCAGAGUCGAUCGAUCACUGACACAGUUGACAAUCAAAUGGAAUAAAUUAAACAAAAACAACAUCUACAACUACACCUUGCGUGAUAUUCAUGAAACUGAGAACAAUUUCACUGGAUCUGUUAUGGGUGAUGAGAUUAUACAUAUUUACUCACCGCUCACACCAGGGACGAUACACAGUUUUACUCUCUUCACUGUGGUGAAUGGUGUCAGAAGUAAAGGGUACAGCUUCAAGAGCAUCACAACCAUUCCCUGUGAGUCCUUUAACUGGACAGUCACCAACUCUUCGAUAGUUGCUCAAGUGAAUAGUAGCACACGUGUAACAGCUGAAAACAGCACUGGCAAUAGUAAAAAUGACCCUGUAGUGGACAACUGGGUGAAUCUGCAAGAGCUUUAUCCUGGAGCAAUCUACAAUGUUUCACUGUGGUAUGAUUUGGACUCAGAGAGACUACUACAGUGCUCACAUUUCCUGACGUUAGAUCCAAAUAGUGUGCUUAAUCUUCAGUGUAAAUAUUUUUCUGGAGGAUAUGGUCUGGCUGUAAUUUGGGAUCAUCCAUAUGGAGUUAUGGAUGUGGUGCAGGUGGACAUUGGUAGUCAAAGUUUCAACCAUAGUUCAAAAGAAUCACCAAGACAAGAGUUUAAAAACCUGCAAGUUGCCCAUUGGUACAAAGUGACAGCAACAUCAUUCUCUGGAGCCAAGAAGAGUAAAAUGGAAUCAUUAAACUGUCAAACUGAUCCAGCAGGCGUUAUAGCAGGUGUUCUUGUGUUUUUCCUGUUGGUCAUCCUUAUUUGUGCUGCAGUCUAUUGGUGGCUUCGCUAUGGUUCUGCAAAGCAAAAUAAAAGCCCCAAACCAGUGGUGUCAAAAGUGACUAAUAAAAGCUACAAACUGAUUCCUGCAGAUAAAUUUCCUGAACAUUUUCGAAACAUGAGUCGUGAUGAGAAUAGAGGUUUCAGUCAGGAAUAUGAGGACUUGAGUUCAGUUGGUAUCGAACAGUCUAGUGUUGCGGCUUAUCUGCCUAAAAACAAGGACAAAAACCGAUUUACAAAUGUUUUACCUUAUGACUCCUCUAGAGUGCAGCUCACAGUAAAUGAUGAGGAUGAUUCUGAUUAUAUCAAUGCCAACUACAUGCCUGGAUACGACAAUGCAAGCAAACAGUACAUCGCUGCUCAAGGUCCACUGCCAUCCACAGUCAAUGACUUCUGGAGAAUGGUCUGGGAGAAAAGGUCACAAGCCAUUGUCAUGGUAACAAACUGCACUGAGAGUGGAAGGAUCAAGUGUGAGCAGUACUGGCCACUGGACUACACGCCGUGUGUCUAUGGAAACCUGGUUGUGACAGUGAAAUCAGAGAAUAAAGCUCCAAGUUGGACUCUGCGAGAAUUUAGUGUUAAAAAUAAAAGCACCUCUGAAACACGAACAGUGAAGCACUUCCACUUCACAGCGUGGCCGGAUCAUGGUGUUCCCUCUGGCACAGAGGAGCUAAUCCAAUUCAGAGGACUCGUCCGUCAGCACAUAGAGAGUUCCUUCUCCGCAGGGCCAACAGUCGUACACUGCAGUGCUGGAGUGGGCCGGACAGGUACGCUGAUCGCACUGGACGUUCUGCUGCAGCAGCUGGACAGAGAAAAGGCAGUGGGCAUUGCAGCGUUUGUCCAGCAAAUGAGAUUGUGCCGGCCACUUAUGGUGCAAACUGAGUCUCAGUACGUGUUCCUGCACCAGUGCAUCAUGGAUUGUCUGCAACCCAAAGGCGUGGCUAAGUCAGAGCCUCUCUAUGAAAACUCAGACAUGAUCUAUGUCAAUGCAAUAGCGUUAAGACAAUAUGAAAACGGAAGUAAAAUAUGAGCAAAAAUAAAAGAACAUCUUAAAAUGUAACAUUAUUCACAUAUGGUUAGCAAAAUAGUGUUCUUUUAAUAACAACGUACGAUCAAAAGCAGUCAUGGAAUUUGUUAGCACAAUCUUGAAAACCACAGUGGUAUAUUUUCAGCAUGACUUUCAAAACAUUAAAUGAAAUAUUUCACACCAUAUGUACAUUUGUUAUUAUAAUUAAUUUAUUUAAAAUAAUAAUAAUAAUAUUAAUAAUAAUACUCCACUGCUAACAGGACUGAAAAAUAGUAGUAUUCUGUGCUUAAGCUAUAAAGCACUAACCCCGGUUUCACAGACAAGGCUGAGAAGGCAUAUUUUAAAAUAUGUCAGUGCCAUUGUUUUGUCUUAAGAUACACACCAGUAAUGUUUU
Messenger RNA from Megalobrama amblycephala (Wuchang bream), 3714 nucleotides. RefSeq names its product receptor-type tyrosine-protein phosphatase H-like. Gene Ontology annotation, molecular function: protein tyrosine phosphatase activity; protein binding. The record is from RefSeq and is a predicted model, not a curated record. The coding region runs from base 366 to 3323 and encodes 985 amino acids. The transcript has 18 exons. Lineage: Eukaryota; Metazoa; Chordata; Actinopteri; Cypriniformes; Xenocyprididae. Gene Ontology annotation, biological process: protein dephosphorylation.